Molecule: messenger RNA, 3382 nt
Organism: Gasterosteus aculeatus aculeatus (three-spined stickleback)
Lineage: Eukaryota; Metazoa; Chordata; Actinopteri; Perciformes; Gasterosteidae
Gene: mapk9
Product: mitogen-activated protein kinase 9
Biological process (GO): protein phosphorylation
Molecular function (GO): ATP binding; MAP kinase activity
Source: RefSeq, a predicted model, not a curated record
CGCUUCCUCCGCAUUCGUUCCUGCGCGCUGCCGCCGGAGUUAACAUCUUACGUGAGGACCUGAAGGAAAGCGCCACUCGUCGUGACAGCCGGUUCUCCAGAACUUUAACGCGUCCAGGUCGUGCCUGAAAGACUGAGCGACUGCUGUAUCUGUGUUUUCGAUGCACGGGAGUGCCCCGGGAGCGGCGAAGGGAGAAGACAUCGCCGGCGGCACCGACUGUUCAGCAGGAUGAGUGAGGCCGAGGGCCAGUUCUACAGCGUCCAGGUGGGAGACUCCACCUUCACUGUGCUCAAGCGCUACCAGCAGCUCCGGGCCAUCGGCUCCGGCGCCCAGGGCAUCGUCUGCUCUGCUCUGGAUUCAGACCUCGGGGUCCCGGUGGCAGUGAAAAAGCUGUGUCGACCCUUUCAGAACCAGACGCACGCUAAGCGGGCCUACAGGGAGCUGGUGCUGCUAAAAUGUGUCAAUCACAAGAAUAUCAUCCGUCUGAUCAAUGUGUUCACGCCUCAGAAGUCCCUGGAGGAGUUCCAGGACCUGUAUCUUGUAAUGGAGCUGAUGGAUGCCAGCCUAUGCCAGGUGAUCCACAUGGACCUGGACCAUGAGCGGAUGUCCUACCUGCUCUACCAGAUCCUCUGUGGCAUCAGGCACCUGCACUCUGCUGGCAUCAUCCACAGGGACCUGAAGCCCAGUAACAUUGUGGUGAAGUCGGAUUGCACUUUAAAGAUCUUGGAUUUCGGCCUGGCUCGUACGGCCUGCACUAACUUCAUGAUGACCCCGUACGUGGUGACCAGAUACUACCGUGCCCCCGAGGUCAUACUGGGCAUGAAGUAUAAGGAGAAUGUGGACAUCUGGUCAGUGGGGUGCAUCAUGGGAGAGAUGGUGAAAGGCGGCGUCAUCUUCCAGGGCACUGACCACAUCGACCAGUGGAAUAAGGUGAUUGAGGUUCUGGGCACGCCCAGCCUGGAGUUCAUGAACCGACUGAUGGAGACCGUGAGGAACUAUGUGAUGAACAAGCCGCAGUAUCCUGGCGUCAGCUUCGCCGAGCUUUUCCCCGACUGGGCCUUUCCUUCCGACUCCGAACACGACAAAGUGAAGACAAGUCAAGCACGGGACCUGCUGUCCAAAAUGCUGGUCGUUGAUCCCGAAUGCCGCAUCUCCGUAGAAGAAGCCCUCAAUCACCCGUACAUCCACGUGUGGUACGACCCCGGAGAGGCGGACGCGCCUCCUCCCCAGAUUUCAGACAAACAGCUGGAAGAGAGAGAGCACUCCAUCGAGCAAUGGAAAGAACUAAUUUAUGAAGAGGUGAUUGAUUGGGAAGAGAGGAACAAGAAUGGACUGAUGAAAGAAGACAGUUCAGAUGUGGUGUCAGGUUCAGCCUCGCAGUCCUCGUCAGCAAACGACAUCUCGUCCAUGUCCACGGAGCACACCUUGGCCUCGGACACGGACAGCAGCAGCAUCGACACACUGACGGGGCCGCUGGACGAGAGUCAGUGAACACAGUCUGUGGCCGCGUCCUUCUGCCUGCCUCCCAGUUACAAGAUCCCAAUAUCAGCCCACCGCCACCUUCCUUUCACUCCCCUUUUUGGGUUCUGUGAUUUUCCUCCUUUUUCUUCCUCUUCAGCAUCAACAAAUAGGUCUAUUUUUGCUUUUUUCCUUCUUGUUUGUGAUUCAACAAGAAUCACAAACAAGAACCUCCGCUUUAUCUCUCUCUUUUGUGGAUAUUGUUUACCUAUAUCGAGUAUAUACAACGUAUGCAUCCAUAUUGAUUUCAGGUUACCAGGAGUAGGUGGAGGAAUUGUCGUUUGUCUUGUAUGCCUGUGUUUUAAUAUUUUUAUUUUUUUAACAAAUAUUAUCUUGAGACCAGAAGAUAUCAAAUCAGAGCGGACUAGCACUGAAAAUAGACCACAGCUGCUUCUCAUGCAUGUUCCGCCCACACAAACAAAAGCUGACCAUAGGUCAUCUAAUCACAAUCCCAUGAUGAUCAAAUACUCCUGCAACGUUUGAUCGAGCCUUUAGCUAGCUCGCAGUAUUACAGAUCUGCACUGCAGGGCUUUCUGCACCGUCUUUUUAAUCAGUUGCCUUGAGUCAUGUGGAUUUUGAGAUUUUACCCCCUUCUAGCUCGAGGAAGUCUUUUUAUUUCCUGCUAUAAGUAGCUGUAAAGAUGUCGUGAUCUGACACUCGUAGUGGCCGUUGGCCCUGUCAUCAGUAACGGAUGAGGCGCGCUUGUUUCGUUUGUAUGAAAUUUAACAUUUCUGUAGAACUCUAUACUGCCCCGCCAUUAGACAUAAGGUACUAAAAAUGUGUGUGUCAAAACAAUAUCGUAAUCGUGUAUGUUGGAGAGGCAAAAAGAUAUACAUGUGGUAUUUAUUUUUUCUGUUCUUGCAAAAUGUUGCACUCAAUCACAUCGAGGCGCGACUAAAAAUAUGCCUCGUGUCAAAGUAUUUCAUCGCUCCUUUUCUAAACCAUUCCAUCGGUCCUGGAGCAGUCACUCAAAUCAUCACGUAUCAGACAUCAUGUAGAUAAAGGCUGUAAAACACAAAUAACGGUGUUUACUUUGCAUGGAGGCAUUAAAGAUGCCAAUAGGAUACCGUAGUUCUCGUUAUAAAGAGAAAUCCGUUCAGGUCAGUUCUUUUACUUCCGGUACCCUGAUGUUCCUGGUUCUAAAAGCCUUUUUGGUGCAGAUGUUUUGGGGUUUUAUUUGCCUUGUGAGCCUUUGUCUUUCUUUGUGUGUGUGUGUGUGUGUGUGUGUGUCUUAUAGAACACACAAAUGUACUGUGCAUCGCUCUCCUUUAAAUCGUCCUUGAAGACAGCAGUCGCCCGGUUGUAAGGGCAAAGUCUACGGAGGAAGCUGUUCCCUCGACCAAAAGCAAACCCGCCGUGGUUUAAAGGCAGGAUGCGACUGGAGAGUCCAGAGGGAACAUCUGGACCCUGGCGCUCGAGAUGGAAAAACUUCCAUCUCGGAAAGAUGAGAGAAUUGGACUGUGGAGCUGCUUUUUGCAGAACUGAUUGCACAUUGUAAUGGACAUGCAGAAAUAGGACCGUAUGGAGUAUCACUAAUGUUUUAACCGUUGCACUCGUUUUUUUAUAUUUUUUUAUGUGCUGUUAUUCUUUAAGUCAUGCCUUAAAUGACCUGUGGAGUGGCAACUUCACCCAACUCUUCUCAGAUUCGGUCUGAGCAUUACAGAGCUCAGGCGCCUUUACCACGGCUACCGUGUUAAAGAGAAAAAGUUCCAUUGUAAAACCUGCGCAUCUCACAAUUUAGUUCAGUUAGUUUCUCGUUUUAUUGUCGAAGAUGUCCUGUGUUGUUGCAAUGACCACAAUACUAUCACCUGGCCAACAUCUUUUGCCCAUGCGUAACUAAUAAAGUGGACAUCGGUGAUACGUU